Cynoglossus semilaevis (tongue sole) is the source of this 4389-nucleotide messenger RNA. RefSeq lists its product as uncharacterized. The transcript has 2 exons. The record is from RefSeq and is a predicted model, not a curated record. The coding region runs from base 576 to 2705 and encodes 709 amino acids. Lineage: Eukaryota; Metazoa; Chordata; Actinopteri; Pleuronectiformes; Cynoglossidae.
AACUAGUGAGCCAAUGACAGUAUAUACACAAACAAACACAGCUGAUUCUUCUGCAAAAAUUAUAUCAAACAAUAUACACUUAAUAAAGUUAUUUUUUCACUAUGACAGUCUGAUUAUGAAACAGAGCAGAAGAACACAACACUUUAAUACCAUAGAAUCUAUAUCAGGUUUCAGGCUGCAUUUAACGUAUCUAUUUUACAAUUGCCUGGCUGGAAGGUAUUUCUAUUUCAUUGGAUGGAUGCUGGUGAGUUUUAGUUGGAUGCUCACUCCUCUACUGGUAUUAUUUUAGUUAAAGUCAUAAAGACAUCAAAGCCUCUCGUGUGAACCAAAACUCUACUGUGGCUUUUAUGUCUUCACAAAGGUUUUGAGUUUUAUAAUGUCAUGUGGCUUAAAUGUGAAUAAAGUAACUGUAUCGCAAAUGAAGCAUCACCAUCUUCUUUUCUUCAAAUGGAUGGAUGUGAGUUAAUAUUUUCCAAGUAGACAAAAGCUACUAUUAAACAUUUUCAUCUAUAUUGGUUCUUUAAAUUUACAAAUUCACCGUGGUUACAUUUCUAACCCUAGUAGCAGAUAUUAGCAUGGAAAAAAACUUCAGUUUUGACCCUCUGUUCGAGGAAAAGUGGAAACCGUCUACUUACUUCAGCGAUGAUCCGUACCAGUUAACAGAGUUUGAAAAAAUCCUAAGAACCAUGGUUGUGAAAAAACCUCCACCAGUCAAGAGGUGCUGGAGAAGGACUGAGCACAAAGACCUAGAUGUAGCCUUGAAUCAGCAGGAUUACCUGGAUGAUACCGAUGACCCAGAAUUGUGCAGAUCAACGCAGCUGGAGCAAACCAGUGCCCCGUCAUUGGGAAAGGUUUUCCAAGAGCCUAACACAAGACGAAAAAAAAGAAAAGGCAAAGCUUUGGUCUUCAAAAUGGAACCAGAAGAAAAUACAGAGGGAGAUCCAGAGUCAGAGCCAGAACCUGAGCCAGAUCCAGAGGCAGAGUUGGAAUCAGAGCCAGAACUACAAACAGAGCCAGAACCUGAGCCACUGCAGCAGUAUGACAUGCUUGAACCAUGUGCCACUUCCUUUAGGAAGCCCAAAAAAGUACAAAAGCGAAACAUGUUUCUUUUUCCUGAUCCAAGGUUUACAGAAGGACUUAAUCAUUUAGAGCUACAGCAUCUGUCACACAAUGACAUCUACUCAUCAUUGAUGGAAAGGCCCGCCAAUGUAGCAAACUGUUGGCAGCAGGGCAACCCUUGGUUCAAAACAACACACAGAGGAAAAGAAGGUCUCGAGCAACAUCUGGGACCAGACCCUUACAUUCACUGGUACAAAGCCAGAGUUCAGAAAAUCAGGAUGAAGAGGAGAGUGCGACUUUCAAGAGUAGAACGUCAAGCACAUGAACAAUUUGUAGACUCGCACAGGGGAACUGUUACAUCACCCACAGCUCAAGCAUGUUCAAAAGUAGAGAUGUCUAAAGAUAGGACUUUUCUGUCUCUGCAGCAGGAAGAGAUGGAACUAUCGUACAGAGCACCAGAUGAAGAACAGCAAGAAUCAGAACAACUUAGGUCUCUGGGUAAAACAACGAGGAAAAUGACGCAUAAAACAUUGUCACCUCCAAGACCAAAUCCUUCUGUACCUGUGCAGUGUGCAGAGACGUCAAAAAGAAAUGUCCUAAUACCAGAGAACUGGAAAUCUACAGGGAAAUCUGUGCAUCAGUCAGUUCUGUCAGUCCAGAAGGAUGACCUGAAAGUAACAUGCUCGAAAUUGUUUGAGAAGCCUAAAAAAGCACUAAACCCUUGGCGGGAAGGCAACCCUUGGUCCAGGGCAGAAAACGACGACGAAAAUUUAGGGUUGUCUUUAAACAGGUUCAAGGAUAAAGGGCAGAAAAAAAGAAUGCAGAAGAGGAUGUCACCUCCAAAACUAGAGCCUCUAGCAAGAGUUCAAUCAGUGGAGUCAACGGAGGACAGUUGGCAGUCUCCAGCUCUUGUGAAGGCAGAGACACCUGAGGUCCAAACCUUCAUAUUACUGCAGCAGAACGGCCUGGAUCAAAAAUGCUUUUCUUCAACUGAGAAACCCAAAAACCUAGGAAACAAAGAGAAUGAGCCAGAGCCAGAGCCAGAGCUAUAUAAAAGUAAAGUACAGAAGAAAAGAAUGCAAAAGAGAGUGUCACCUCCAAGACCAGAACCUUUCACAUUUGUACAGUCUACAAAGACGCUGGACAAGACUGACAUGUUUGCAGUUUCACCAAAGACCUGUCAAUCUGUACCUUUGAAGGCAGAGAAACUGGAAGAUCAGACGGUACUACGACUGCAGCAGGAUCGCCUGGAUGAUUCUCUGAUAGAGAAGCCUAAAAAAGGACUAAACCCUUGGCGGGAAGGCAACCCUUGGUCCAGGGCAGCAAACAACGAUGAGCAAGAGACAGAAUCCUACGUAAACAGGUUCAAAAAUAAAGUACAGAAGAAAACAAUGCAGAAAAGGGCGUCACCUGCACGGCCAGAACCUACUGCAUCUGUAAACUCAACAGGAAAGACUACCUCGUCACCAAAGACUUGUUCCUCUCCAGCUAUUGUAGAACAAUCCAGAUGCCAGUGGGAGCAGGACAAACCCUGCAUAAUGGAUGAAAAAGUCCAAGAAAGCUCCAGGAUGAAAGCCACAUUUCUUAACAAGAGAAGAAGAGGGAGGAGGGAUACCACCAACAGAGUGAGAUGUCCACCAAUCUAGAGUCUUAAAAAAAAAAAAGUUUGGGAAGAAAGUGUAGCCAAAAAAAAAGAAGUAGCUGCUUUACAAAACUCUCUUCUUCUCAAAUAGUUACAGCCAAGACUUAGCGUAGCUUCUUAGCUAAUCUUCUAAGCUCAACUUUAGCAAAUAUUUGAAUGUAUUAGUAUUAUUUUAUAAACAUCCACAUAUGUAAAAUACUUGAAUCUCCCAUUAAAAUUAUCCAAUGUGUUGGUAAGGGUUUAUUUGUCUCUGUAUUACAGACAUGGGCAAACUAAGGCCUGGGGGCCGGAUCCGGCCCAUUCAGCUUUUUAAUCAGGCCUUCAAACUUUUCCAAAUUAUAUAAUUUAUUUAUAUUAUCAUUAUACUUCUGCCUUUUCCCUGCUUAUUAUGACUUUUAUUAUUUAUUUUAAUUCACACCAACGAUUCAUCUAUCUGGUAGAUAACAUCAUCUAUCUCCUGACCCGGCCCUCCUGUUCAAUUUUAGGACAAGUGUGGCUCACCUAGUCAAUAGUUUGCCCACAACAGUCUUUUUUUUAUUGCCAGCUUUUAGGCAAUAAAAAAAAUGAGUAACUAAAAGAGUUUAUACUUUGGUACUUAUUUUUUAUUUUAUAAUUUUUUUCACUUUUUUAACACUUUCUUGAAGGUGUCCAUUUUUGGUUCAUCAAAGUUUGUAAAUCUCCCACCCACCACACCCCCAUCCACAAGAAAAUGUGCAUUUUGGUUCACAGACACAGAAGCUGCUGCUUAUUUGGUGAGAUUGUGUUACUGAGGACAAUCUGGAUGAAACAUUUUUAAAAUCCAUGUAAUGAAGUAUAACAUAUUUGAAAUGAUGGAGGCAGCAGAGAGUCAACUGUGAGUUAUGACCAAAAGUUGGUAACUUCUCCAAUGGGGUUUGGUACGAUUAACAAAGGAAAACUAUUGAAGGUGGAACUAAAACCCUCAGACAACUUUGACAUGACAGUCACUGAUGUCAUUAAAUAUUUCAUAGUGGCUUUGAUGUAUCAGCAUUGCAAUACAAAUGCCUGUGAGAUAUCAUGAAACAACAGAAACUCACAGGACUGUAUGAAGACUCGUCUUAGGUUGAUAAUGAUAUCUGUAUCGCUUUAUGGAUACGAAAGUAAAGAAGCAGAGAUGCAACACUAUGGAUGUCAAGGCAGAACUAGUUGAUGAGAACGAUAAUUGUUGUCCAUGCAAUAUAAAAAAAUCAGGGAGGAACCAUCAUCCAUAAAGAAGAAGAAUCCAGGGGGCAGUAAAACAGUGGCCUAAAUGUAACUGAGAGAACAAAAGAAAAUGGAGAUAACAGGUAACACAAGAGUCCAUAAGGAAGAGUAAAUCAGAGUGAAGCAGCAGUGCAAUAUUACAAAUGCCAUCUGCCUUAAACAUAUACCAACAACACAAGUUAGGUCUUAGAAAUCUCAUCAUGGACAAGAACCUCCGUUUCGACCGUCUCUUCGAGGAGGAAUGGAAACCUUCAAGUUACUUCAACCAGGACCCAUACCAGUUGAAGGAGUUUGAAAAAAUUCUCAGAACGAUGGUUGUGAAAAAACCACCACCAGUUAGAGACCGUUGGAGAAGAGUUGAGCCCAAAGAAGUGGAUGAGGCCUUUGACCAGCAGGAGUACCUAGAUGAGCCAGACUUGUGCAAGCCAUUGGCACCUGAGCAAAGAAGAACAAGGACGCUUGCCAAA